Messenger RNA from Dryobates pubescens (Downy woodpecker), 3586 nucleotides. It is a transcript of the gene SMURF1, whose product is annotated as SMAD specific E3 ubiquitin protein ligase 1. Gene Ontology annotation, molecular function: protein binding; ubiquitin protein ligase activity. The transcript is spliced from 18 exons. Bases 231 to 2444 code for a protein of 737 amino acids. The record is from RefSeq and is a predicted model, not a curated record. Lineage: Eukaryota; Metazoa; Chordata; Aves; Piciformes; Picidae. Gene Ontology annotation, biological process: negative regulation of BMP signaling pathway; ubiquitin-dependent protein catabolic process.
GCGCGCUCUCCGCGGCCGGGCCGGGGCCGGGCGGACGCGGCGGUCUGGCGGCUGUGGUUUGGGUCCUGUGGUGAACGGCAGAGCGAGGAGGCCGGAGAUCAAGGGGCAUCGAGACGAGCGGGCGGGCCCGCAUGGCGGGGGUGCGUAGGGCUGCCGGUUGAUCUUGGCGUUGCUGCUUACUGCCGCCUCCUCCUCCUCCUUCUCCUCCUACUCCACCACCUCCCGGCGCGAUGUCGAAUCCCGGUACCCGCCGGAACGGCUCCAGCAUCAAGAUCCGCCUCACAGUAUUAUGUGCCAAGAACCUUGCAAAGAAAGAUUUCUUCAGACUUCCUGACCCCUUUGCAAAAAUAGUUGUUGAUGGGUCAGGCCAGUGCCAUUCCACUGACACUGUGAAGAACACAUUGGACCCCAAAUGGAACCAGCAUUACGAUCUCUACGUUGGGAAGACAGAUUCCAUAACCAUCAGUGUCUGGAACCAUAAAAAAAUCCACAAGAAACAGGGAGCUGGCUUCCUGGGGUGUGUCCGACUCCUCUCUAAUGCCAUCAGCAGGCUAAAAGAUACUGGAUACCAGCGUUUGGAUCUAUGCAAACUAAACCCCACCGAUACCGAUGCUGUACGAGGCCAAAUCGUGGUCAGUUUACAGACAAGGGACAGAAUAGGCACAGGAGGUUCUGUAGUAGACUGUAGAGGGCUUUUGGAGAAUGAAGGUUUCCCCAUUCUCAGAACGGUUUAUGAAGAUUCCGGACCGGGAAGGCCGCUGAGCUACUUCAUGGAAGAACCAGCACCGUACACAGACACUACAGGGGCUGCUGGGGGAGGAAACUGUCGCUUUGUGGAGUCUCCAAGUCAAGAUCAGAGGCUGCAGGCACAGCGACUGCGGACUCCUGAAGUCAGGGGCCACGUCCAGACGCCUCAGAACAGGCCACACGGCCACCAGUCGCCUGACCUACCAGAAGGCUACGAGCAAAGGACAACGGUACAGGGCCAGGUGUAUUUUUUGCACACACAGACUGGAGUUAGCACAUGGCAUGACCCUAGGAUACCAAGAGACCUUAACAGUGUGAAUUGUGAUGAGCUGGGACCUUUGCCUCCAGGCUGGGAGGUCAGAAGUACAGUUUCGGGAAGAAUCUAUUUUGUAGACCACAACAACAGAACCACACAAUUCACAGAUCCACGACUACAUCACAUCAUGAACCAUCAAUGCCAGCUAAAAGAGCCCAGCCAGCAGCCUCUGCCAGCUCCAAACGAGGGAUCACUAGAGGAUGGUGAGGAGUUGCCUGCACAGAGAUAUGAAAGAGACUUGGUACAAAAGUUGAAAGUUCUUAGACAUGAGCUCUCUCUUCAGCAACCACAGGCUGGCCACUGUCGCAUUGAAGUAUCCAGGGAGGAAAUAUUUGAGGAAUCCUACCGCCAGAUCAUGAAGAUGAGACCAAAGGACCUGAAAAAGAGGCUGAUGGUGAAAUUUCGAGGGGAGGAAGGCCUGGAUUAUGGAGGAGUAGCAAGAGAAUGGUUGUAUUUGCUGUGCCAUGAAAUGUUGAAUCCCUAUUAUGGGCUCUUCCAGUACUCCACAGAUAAUAUUUACAUGCUGCAAAUCAAUCCAGACUCUUCUAUCAAUCCUGACCAUUUGUCUUAUUUCCAUUUUGUUGGUCGGAUAAUGGGUUUGGCUGUGUUCCAUGGACACUAUAUCAAUGGGGGCUUCACAGUUCCCUUUUACAAACAGCUUCUGGGGAAGCCCAUUCAGCUCUCUGAUCUGGAAUCUGUUGACCCAGAAUUACACAAAAGUUUAGUCUGGAUCUUAGAGAACGAUAUCACCCCAGUUCUGGACCAUACAUUCUGUGUGGAGCACAAUGCUUUUGGGAGGAUUCUGCAGCACGAGCUCAAACCAAACGGCAGGAAUAUUCCAGUGACAGAAGAGAACAAGAAAGAAUACGUCAGGUUGUACGUAAACUGGCGGUUUAUGAGAGGAAUAGAGGCACAGUUCCUGGCUCUGCAGAAAGGCUUUAAUGAACUCAUUCCUCAACAUCUCCUUAAGCCUUUUGACCAGAAGGAACUUGAGCUAAUCAUAGGAGGCCUGGAUAAGAUAGACCUGAACGACUGGAAGUCAAACACACGUCUAAAGCACUGCAUGGCAGAUAGCAAUAUUGUGAAGUGGUUCUGGCAAGCAGUGGAAACGUUUGAUGAAGAAAGAAGGGCAAGGCUGCUGCAGUUUGUGACGGGUUCGACGCGUGUCCCACUUCAAGGUUUCAAGGCUUUACAAGGUUCUACAGGCGCUGCAGGACCCAGACUGUUUACCAUCCAUUUAAUAGAUGCAAACACAGACAACCUUCCCAAAGCCCACACUUGCUUUAACCGGAUCGACAUUCCGCCUUACGAGUCAUACGAGAAGCUUUAUGAGAAGCUGUUGACAGCUGUGGAAGAGACAUGUGGGUUUGCUGUGGAGUGAAAAAGCAACCAAAGGAAACAGAUGCUAGCUCAUGGACCACCAAAUUAAAAGCUAGAAGAAGCUUGCUGUGAACUUCCUGCUAAGCUGUCUGAAGCAUCAGAACUCUAGACAACUUAGAGACAGGGCUGUUUCCCUUCCACCACUGGUGGAGGAGGGUGGGGGUGUGGGGGCUUUGGUUGGUGGUUUCCACCUCUGUUUUCUCCCCUUUGAUACAAUAACCCCUUCCCUCUUCUUCCAUUCCCCAUAAAACAAUAUGCAGCCAAGUUCAGCAUUGGGCUUUGGUUACACAGGAUAUUCUGCUAGGUUUGUAACACAUAUUGUGAUAGGGUCAGUGACCUGGGGUUGGUUUGUUGUGGUUUUGGGUUUUUUUUUUAACAAGAGGAUCAAAGUGUAAUUAAGAAUGAGCUUAAUUUGCUGAGGACUUGCAACUGGUAGGUGUACCUGGUUAGUUUGUCUUAAAUCAAGCUUGAGCCCUUGUAGAGUCCGGGUUCAGAGUGUCUGACUGGCACUAGAAUUUACAUUGCACAUUUUAAACACCUGUUUAAAAAGCAAACUUCUAGCAGAAAAAUACCUCCAUAACAAACAUGUAAUUGAAAGGCAAAGAAAUCCAAGCUCUGCCUUAGCAGGAAGCUCCCAGUGGAAGCUGUGGCUCACCUUGAGAAAAGCGAAAGACUCUGGGACAGCUCAAAUGGUGUUGUGUGAUUUCUCUUCUUGGUUGUCCUGGCUGAAAUCUAAUUGUUUUGCACAUGAAAGCAGUUAUUUCAUCCUGCAGAAUUACUUUCCAUAGUUCAGCUAGCUCUGAGUAUCUUGCAGGGAAGCCUUGUAAGGAGGAGAACAGAGGACAGAAAAAAGCCCUGUUUGAGCCCAAAGCUGUGAUUUCUGUGCCGCGGUUUUACCCGAGAUGCAGUUGUGCAACUUCAGAUGCUAAGACUCGCAUGGAAAUCACUGAGAGCAACAGAGCAGACUUCAGUUCUGAACUUUUUGACCUUGGGAAAGGUUUAUUUGGAGUUUGAGGUAAAAGGGUAACUAUACAGUGAGUACCUUUUAAAUGUUGUGGAAAGCUAUUGGAAGAAUUUAUGACUUCAGUUCUGUAGGGAUGAAAAUGUCUCCAGAGAGCCAUACCAGGCUCUUUAUUAUACUUU